AUGAAUAGAAAUUAUAUCAAGAUUUUCACAUCGAGCAACUUUGGUGUGAUUAGAGGUAUCGGUUCAACAACAGGUAGAACUUCAUUGUUUGGAAAUUCAGGUUAUCAAAACAAUGUACUCUCAUUGAGUGGAAACACUUAUCAAUUGGCAAACUAUGCAAUCAAGCAAGCAGUUGGUAGACGUAUCAAACCAAACAUAUUCGUUCAAUCACCGGGACAGGUCUUUGAAAAUGCAAUGCCAUCACCGAUUGUAUCGACUUUGUUGUCACCAAGCUUGUGGUUCGAUCAAGCGAAAUACUAUUACAAGACAUUCGGUUCAUACUCAAUGAUCAAGAGUAAACUAAAGAAGUUGACCGAUGAGAAAUUCACUGUCAAACAAUUUUUAGAAGAAUCAAAAGAGAAAUAUACAAAACUUAAUCAAACAAUGUUAAGUGGAAAUAUUGAUAAAGAUAUUACAACUAUUUACUUUCACUCUGUAUUAUCGACUCAAUUUAAAUCACAACCAAAAUAUAUAAAAUCAUCGUGGUCAGCAGAACUAAACAAACCAAAGGCCAUCUGGUCAAGGUCAGGUCAAAUCAAAACAUCGUUGAGCGGAGAUACCGAAUUUUUUGCACAGAUCUGUGUGGAGUUUAGCGGUACACAAUCAAUGUCGUUGGUAGACACCAGAAAUGGAACCACCCUUUCUGAGGCAGUCAAUGUGCCAUUCAAAGAUAUUUAUGUAUUCGAAAGAUGUCUAAGUUCACUACCAUCCGAAUGGAAGAUUUGCGCUCAAGUUACACCAACUACCGCCAACAACACAACAAAUUAA
Molecule: messenger RNA, 807 nt
Organism: Heterostelium album PN500
Lineage: Eukaryota; Evosea; Eumycetozoa; Acytosteliales; Acytosteliaceae
Exons: 3
Coding region: 1-807 (268 amino acids)
Cellular component (GO): mitochondrion
Source: RefSeq, a predicted model, not a curated record